AUGCGAACCCCUAUUGCUGAGCUUGGGCUGGAAGAUACCAUGUGCUGGAAUUUUGAUCCGCGGGGAGUGUUCUCGGUGAAGACGGCUUAUCUGCUGAGUUUGGGAUAUUAUGAGAAUAAUCCGAAUCAAAGCUGGUCUCGUUUAGUUUGGAGCAAUUCCCUUCCGCCAAAGAUUAAAGUCUUUGUUUGGCGAGCUCUGAACAAUAUCAUUCCAACGGGCGCUAAUUUGAAAGAGCAUAAGGUACCGAUUGAUGGAAUUCGUGGGCGGUGUCAUAGUCGGUGGGACGUAACAGAACAUAGCUUGAUCUUUUGCCCGGUGGUUCAUAAUACUUGGAAAAGCUUUAUUUUCUGGAGAGUUUUGAAGGAAGCUGUUGCUCUUCCUAUUCUUGCUAUUGCAGAGUUAAUACGGAGGAAUUUCAGUGUUGAUGAGUAUACGUUGUGGUGUAUGUUACUUUGGCGUGUGUGGAGCUUUGUUUGUGAGGUGAUUCACGGUAAGGUUCAGCUGGAGUCUGCACCAUCGGCUGCGGAGAGUCAAACGGCGCUGGAGGCUUUUUGGGCUGCUAAAUCGACCUUCUUCGUCAAGAAUAUUAUGGGUAUGCGUUUGGGCAACCGGGAUCCACAACGGCAGCAGUACGGCGUUAGGGUGGCGGUUCGUAAUCAUCGGGGUGAGCUGCAGCUGGCGGCGGCGAAGGCCUGCAAGGCGAGUUCAAACUCGCUUAUGAUGGAAAUUAUGGCUAUGGUCGCUGGAAUCACGUGGUGCUUGGAAUAUGAUAUUUCUCCGAUUGAGUUAAUUACUGACUCGAUGUUGGCGGCUAGAGUCAUGGCUUGUCCGGAUGAGGAGGGUCGUGUCUUAUCUGAUGAUAUUCUUGAUAUUCUCACUGUGGCUAGAUCGUUUAUGCUUAUUAGUGUUAAUCAUAUGCAUAGAGAGGCGAAUGUUGUGGCCCAUAAUCUCGCGCAUUUUGCGCGCUCUUGUCAGCAACCAGUUUGUUUGAUUGCCGGUUUUCCUCGUUGGCUCCGUGACUUGGUCUCGAAGGACGUUUCUUAA
This is a messenger RNA of Salvia miltiorrhiza (redroot sage), 1044 nucleotides long. RefSeq lists its product as uncharacterized. Bases 1 to 1044 code for a protein of 347 amino acids. Gene Ontology annotation, molecular function: nucleic acid binding; RNA-DNA hybrid ribonuclease activity. NCBI's taxonomy places the organism in Eukaryota, Viridiplantae, Streptophyta, Magnoliopsida, Lamiales, Lamiaceae. The record is from RefSeq and is a predicted model, not a curated record. The transcript is spliced from 2 exons.